Messenger RNA from Xenopus tropicalis (tropical clawed frog), 2895 nucleotides. It is a transcript of the gene tcf25, whose product is annotated as tcf25 ribosome quality control complex subunit. Lineage: Eukaryota; Metazoa; Chordata; Amphibia; Anura; Pipidae. The record is from RefSeq and is marked provisional.
CGCAUGCGCCUGGCUGCAAAUCCUUCCUGGGCUUCUGCCCUGUGAGUUUGUUUAGGUGCCAUGUCCCGUCGGGCCUUGAGGAGGCUGAGAGGAGAGCAGAGAGGACAGGAGGAGCCCGGGGCCCUUGGAGGAGACGAAAAUGAAAAAGACGAUGAGGAAGAAGAAGCACCAAAGCUCCCGGAACCGCGAAGCCGUAAAGCACGUGGAAACCGGAAACUCUUGGAGGAGCGGGGCCUAAAUAACCCCUUCCAGCUGAUAAUUGACCAUGAUUGUGAUGCUCGGAGUGAUUCAAACAUCAAGCAUGUCACAAAUCCUAGGCUUAAUGAGGAGAAAGAGACAAAUACUUGUAAGACGGACCAAGAUGCCACUGAAGAUCCUGCUUUGAACCAGGCUGCUCCAAGCAACAAACCAAAGAAGAAGAAAAAAAAGAAGAAAUCAAAGAAAUGCACUAUUUCAGAGAACCAGACUGAUGGUGGUUCAGAAGAUGGUGAUCAACUUGGUGAUAUAGACAGUAUCCUACAAAAGAUAGAAACUACCAAUGGGCUCACAUACCAAACCAUUAGUAGUGGGAGUACUGAGAGUCGCCCACUGUUAUAUAUUGAGCACAGGAAUUUAAAUCCAGAGACAGAACUGAAAAAAUAUUUUGGCUCUCGAGCUGUCAUGGGAGAACAGAGGCCACGGCAGCGCCAACGUCAGCAUCAUCGCAGUACCUGGCUUACCACCCCAAAAACUACCUGGCCUAGAUACAGCAAGACAGGCAUUACAAUGAGCCUUACAGAGACUAAACGAGGAGUUCAGUAUUUUACAUUUGAGCACCAAAGAGAUUACCAACAUGUGCAGUUCAAGUUCCUAGAUGCUGUGGAAUCUAUGGAUCCCAACAACAUUGUGCUGCUACUUCAGAUGAACCCUUACCAUGUUGAUUCUCUGCUUCAGCUAAGUGAUGUAUGUCGUCUUCAAGAGGACCAGGAAAUGGCACGUGAUUUGAUAGACAGAGCUCUGUACAGCCUAGAGUGUGCUUUUCACCCUGUGUUUAGUCUUACCAGUGGAACCUGCAGAUUGGAUUACCGUCAGCCUGAAAAUAGAGGAUUUUUUCUGGCACUUUACAAGCACAUGUUUUUUCUGGAGAAGAGAGGCUGCCCACGUACAGCCCUUGAAUUCUGCAAGCUUAUUCUCAGCCUUGAUCCAGAGAAUGACCCACUGUGCAUGUUGCUUUUAAUUGAUUUCCUGUCUCUACGUGCUCGUGAAUACAACUUCCUCAGUCGCAUUUUUCAAGAGUGGGAGGCUCAUCGGAAUUUAUCACAGCUACCAAACUUUGCAUUCUCUGUGCCUCUGGCGCUCUUUCAGCUCAGCCAGCAGGAUGAUCUCCCUGCUGAAGAAGAGAGGAAUGCUCGUGAAAAAGCCUGCAAUCUCAUUCAGCGGGCACUUAUCAUGUUCCCUGGAGUUCUUCUGCCCCUGCUAGAUGCUUGUGGGGUGCAGCCUGAUACUACUGUACAGUCUCAUCCUUUCUUUGGAUCACAAGUGCAGAUAAGUCAGCCCUCUGCUUUGACCUUAUUGAUAACACUCUAUGUGGGGAGAUGUCAGAACCUAUGGAAGGAGGCAAUGGUUAUGGCUUGGCUGGAGGAAAAUGUGAGAGUAGUGCUGCGUUUGGUGGACAAUAAAGAAGCGAUUGUUCAAGAAUGUGAGAUGAGACGGAAGGUUCGGUAUCAGAGUGCCCCUAUGAACAUCCAUCGUCAUGUGAUUCUAUCAGAGAUUAAGGGAGCUAGCUCAGCUUUACCACUGGAAGUGACAGCUCAGCCAGUUCUGGGAUAUGAUCCCCUCCCUCCACCGGAUUCCAUUAUCUCGUACACAAGGCCUGAAAGGACUAAUCGGCCAUCGAACGAAGGAACUUUAUCUUUGUUCUUUAGAUCACUUUUGCCAAACUUCAAUCUUCAGGGAGAGGACCAUCAGGAAGGUGAUGAGGCUGGAGCUGCCAGGGACUUAAAUCAAGGGGUAAACAGACUCAUGGCUGCGAUGAGAGACAUGUUGGCAAACAUCCAGUUCCAAGAGCCACCACGUGAGGACAAUCCAGAUGGGGAGGCAGAUGCAGAAUGGGAUUAAGGCCUCCAUAUAAACUCUGCUCCAUCAGCACAAGUUUCAUGUGACUAAUCAAUAACUGAAUUGAAGCCCCUGCAAUGAAUCUUGGAUUCCAGUUUCCGUUAUUAAGCUGACCGAAACCUAACGUUUUGUGAAGUUCCUGAAACCUUAUAAAAUAUUUGUGAAACUGCACGGCAGAACAUUUACCUCUGAGGGGGUGAGGUACGUUAGAUGCAUGUGGCUUUAGUACUAGACCAACUUCUGUAAGGAAUGAUUUGAGCAUGCAUCCAUAAGUGCAAAGCAGGCAGAGGAAUUACUUUUUUCAUUAAUAAAUCUCAUGUGAGCCACAGCAAUCCUUUUGAAAUUAGACUUGGUCAUAUGGGAAAUUGUCAUUUUUCUGACGAUGAAACAGAAUCUUUGUUUAAGUGAUGAGCUGCACUAACUGCCUAUUUGUAUGUAACUGCAGCUCGUAGUCUGGGACACAAAUUGGUGUCAUGAUCCUUGUCUCCUGUUCCCUGCAGGGGGGAGAGUUGCCUCUCUGCUUCCAAGCCUAAGCUUCUACUGCUUUACAGAAGAGAUGCGUCUGCUGGUCUGCCUUCUGGCACUGGAUUCACUCUAAGGAUUUAGAAACCAGAGGUUCUUUGAAAAUAAACAUUUACAAAGUCCCUAAAAAUUGAGUUUCAUUGUUUAUUUUUUCAAGUGUUAAGGAACAGUCCUCUAUGAUAUUUGAAAAUCCUCGUACCAUGGCUCAUAUGCUCAGGUCCUGUACCUGAUUAUGUUUGUGUAACAUUUACAACAGUGUAUAAAAUGUAUACGUACAUA